CGUUUCUUUAUUUUCAAUACAAUAAAAAUACUACGUAAAUAAAUAAGUCCUAAAAUAUUCCUACUCUUUUCUCACUCAUCAUUUUUGUCAUUUUAUAAACCACAAAAAAAAAAAAAAAAAAAAAAAAAACUCAUACUAGUACUUGUUUAGCAGGUCUACUUGUUUCUUUCUCGCUUUCCCUAAUUCGCUCUUCCAAUUCAAAACCCUCGGUCUCGGAGCAGUCAAAAAGUACCGAGCCUUUCUUCAAUGGCGAAACCCUCCAAACAGCGCUCUUCCUCUUACGAUGCUUCCAAUUCGUCGGAAGAAGAACAAGUUAACGACCAGAUCGAUGAAGAUGACGAUGAAGAGCUCGAGGCUGUUGCCAGACCCGUCGAUUCCGACGAAGAUGAACCCGAGGAUGACGUUCCCGCCGCCGACGAUGAGGAAUUUGAGGAUGUAAACGCUGGUAAUACCGAACUUUCGAAGCGCGAAAGGGCGAGGUUGAAAGAAAUGCAGAAGUUAAAGAAGCAGAAGAUCCAGGAAAUUUUGGACAAACAGAAUGCUGCUGUUGAUGCUGAUAUGAAUAACAAAGGCAAGGGGCGGUUGAAGUAUCUUCUACAGCAAACGGAGAUAUUUGCCCAUUUUGCCAAGGGUGAACAUUCUGCCUCCCAGAAGGUUAAGGGAAGGGGUCGCCAUGCAUCUAAAGUUACUGAAGAAGAGGAAGAUGAGGAGUAUCUUAAGGAGGAAGAAACUGGACCUUCCAAUACAAGGCUGGUCACUCAGCCUUCAUGUAUUCAAGGGAAGAUGAGGGACUACCAGCUUGCUGGAUUGAAUUGGCUCAUCCGUCUGUAUGAAAAUGGUAUAAAUGGAAUCCUUGCUGAUGAAAUGGGUCUUGGUAAAACCUUACAAACUAUCUCCUUGUUGGGCUAUCUUCAUGAAUUCAGAGGAAUUACUGGGCCUCACAUGGUUGUUGCUCCGAAAUCAACCCUUGGAAACUGGAUGAAUGAAAUAAAACGAUUUUGUCCAAUUUUGCGUGCUGUGAAAUUUCUUGGAAAUCCUGAUGAAAGGAGACAUAUACGUGAGGAUUUGUUGGUUGCUGGAAAGUUUGACGUCUGUGUCACUAGUUUUGAAAUGGCAAUUAAAGAGAAGACCACUUUACGCCGAUUUAGUUGGCGAUAUAUUAUCAUUGAUGAAGCACAUCGAAUCAAAAAUGAAAAUUCUUUGCUUUCAAAAACAAUGAGACUCUUUAGUACUAAUUAUCGUUUACUCAUCACUGGAACUCCACUUCAGAACAAUCUCCAUGAAUUGUGGUCACUUCUCAACUUCUUAUUGCCAGAGAUUUUUAGCUCCGCAGAAACAUUUGACGAGUGGUUUCAGAUUUCCGGGGAGAAUGAUCAGCAGGAGGUCGUUCAACAACUCCAUAAGGUUCUCCGGCCCUUUCUUCUUCGGAGGCUGAAGUCAGAUGUUGAGAAAGGUUUACCUCCAAAAAAGGAAACGAUUCUUAAAGUGGGCAUGUCUCAAAUGCAAAAACAGUACUACAGAGCAUUGCUGCAGAAGGAUCUUGAAGUUGUUAAUGCUGGUGGAGAGCGCAAACGGCUUCUUAACAUUGCAAUGCAGCUACGUAAAUGCUGUAAUCACCCAUAUUUAUUCCAAGGUGCCGAACCUGGUCCUCCAUACACCACAGGAGAUCAUUUGGUUACCAAUGCUGGCAAAAUGGUAUUGCUUGAUAAGUUGCUUCCAAAGCUGAAGGAGCGUGGCUCUAGGGUUUUAAUAUUUUCACAGAUGACAAGGCUACUGGACAUUUUAGAAGACUAUCUCAUGUAUCGUGGACACCAAUAUUGUCGGAUUGAUGGUAAUACCGGUGGAGAUGAUCGAGAUGCUUCCAUUGAAGCUUUUAACAAGCCAGGAAGUGAAAAGUUCGUUUUCUUACUCUCAACACGGGCUGGAGGUCUUGGUAUCAAUCUUGCUACCGCAGAUAUAGUCAUUCUGUAUGACAGUGACUGGAAUCCACAAGUUGAUUUGCAAGCACAGGAUAGAGCUCAUAGGAUUGGUCAAAAGAAAGAGGUUCAAGUGUUUCGUUUUUGCACAGAGUAUACCAUUGAGGAAAAAGUCAUUGAAAGAGCUUAUAAGAAACUUGCGCUUGAUGCUUUGGUUAUUCAACAAGGACGACUAGCUGAGCAAAAAACUGUUAACAAGGAUGAGCUGCUCCAAAUGGUGAGAUUUGGUGCUGAAAUGGUUUUUAGCUCUGGGGACAGCACAAUUACAGAUGAAGAUAUAGACCGAAUUAUUGCGAAGGGAGAAGAGGCAACUGCUGAGCUGGAUGCAAAAAUGAAAAAAUUCACAGAGGAUGCCAUUAAAUUUAAGAUGGACGACACGGCUGAUCUAUAUGAUUUUGAGGAUGAGAAGGAUGAAACCAAGGUGGACUUCAAGAAACUCGUGAGUGAUAACUGGAUUGAACCACCAAAACGAGAGAGAAAGCGGAACUAUUCAGAAUCAGAAUAUUUUAAGCAAACUAUGCGCCAAAGUGGUCCUGCUAGGCCUAAGGAGCCUCGUAUACCUCGCAUGCCUCAGUUGCAUGACUUCCAGUUUUUCAACACUCAGAGGCUUAAUGAACUCUAUGAGAAGGAAGUGCGCCAUCAAAUGCAAGCACAUCAAAAAAAUCAGAUAAAAGAUUCCAUAGAAGUGGAUGAGCCAGAUGAAAUGACGGAUCCCCCCCUGACUGCUGAAGAACAAGAAGAAAAGGAGCGUUUGUUGGAAGAGGGCUUCUCUACAUGGGCUAGAAGAGAUUUUAAUACUUUCAUAAGGGCUUGUGAGAAGUAUGGUAGGACUGACAUAAAAAGCAUUGCUGCGGAGAUGGAAGGGAAAACAUUCGAGGAAGUUGAAAGAUAUGCUAAAGUUUUCAAAGAGAGAUAUAAGGAGUUAAAUGAUUAUGACAGGAUCAUUAAGAAUAUUGAACGGGGGGAAGCUAGAAUAUCCAGGAAAGAUGAGAUUAUGAAAGCAAUUGGGAAGAAGCUGGAUCGCUACAAGAAUCCAUGGUUGGAACUGAAGAUCCAGUAUGGUCAGAACAAAGGGAAGCUGUACAAUGAAGAAUGUGAUCGCUUCAUGAUUUGCAUGGUUCACAAACUCGGAUAUGGGAAUUGGGAUGAAUUGAAGGCUGCUUUCCGAACAUCUCCAUUGUUCCGGUUUGAUUGGUUUGUUAAAUCCCGCACCACUCAAGAACUUGCUAGGAGAUGCGACACCCUAAUUCGUCUGGUUGAGAGAGAGAACCAGGAGUAUGAUGAGAGGGAGAGGCAAGCACGUAAAGAGAAAAAGCUUGCGAAGACUGCUACACCCUCUAAACGAGGUACAGCUCGUCAGCAAGCUGAAAGCCCCACAUCUUCCUUGAAGAAAAGGAAACAGCUAACAAUGGAUGAUUAUGCUGCUGCGGCUGGGAAGAGGAGAAAAUAGUGGCAUUUUUUUAACCGUGCAAAGCCUAUGUUUUGCCACCAAUUAUUUUGGCUAUUGUCUUGUCAGAGCACAUUAUAUUUGCUCUGGCUCUGAUGUAGUAAUGAAGCUACCCUUUUUUAGGUUGGUUUUGUAGCUUAGGGGGUGGUUCUUUCUUUAGGGCUUAUGGUUACAUUGUAUAGUUAAUAGUUUUGAGAAACCGUCCUUGAUGUAACGCUUAAGUGAUGAAAUGUUUAUCAGAUUUCUUUUACUAAAGUUCUAACUGCAUUAAAUUUC
This is a messenger RNA of Chenopodium quinoa (quinoa), 3699 nucleotides long. Its product is annotated as ISWI chromatin-remodeling complex ATPase CHR17-like. The record is from RefSeq and is a predicted model, not a curated record. Gene Ontology annotation, molecular function: ATP-dependent chromatin remodeler activity; ATP hydrolysis activity; histone binding. Lineage: Eukaryota; Viridiplantae; Streptophyta; Magnoliopsida; Caryophyllales; Amaranthaceae. Gene Ontology annotation, biological process: regulation of transcription by RNA polymerase II; nucleosome organization. Bases 247 to 3426 code for a protein of 1059 amino acids. Gene Ontology annotation, cellular component: chromatin; nucleus. The transcript has 25 exons.